UCACUGGUGAUUUAAAGAGCUUCCACUUCCUUGGGCCCCCAGAGGGCACUGGGAGGUCACAGCGGACGAGGAACACCUCGGAUGUGAGCCUCUGCACCCCUGCCCAAGCCAUGCGUCUCUGCAGGGGGGACGAGCUGCUGGCCCGGACGGACCCAGAGGAGCAUCAAAGGCAGCUGAAGAAGAAACAGAAGAACCGGGCCGCCGCCCAGCGCAGCCGGCAGAAGCACACGGACAAGGCGGACGCCCUGCACCAGCAGCACGAGUCGCUGGAGAAACACAACCACGCCCUGCGGAAGGAGAUCCAGGCCCUGCAGGCUGAGCUGCUGUGGUGGAGUCGGACCCUGCACGUGCAUGAGCACCUGUGCCCGACGGGCUGUGCCUCCUGCUUGGCUCCCACGCCCCCCGGCUGCUGGACCCAGGCAGGGCCACCCCCAGGCCGUGUGCCCCACGGACAACACGGCUGCCAGGAGCAGCCAGACCUGUUCCAGACCCCAGGCCCCUCUCCUUCUGCUCAGCAACUCUCUCCAGAUCUGCAUGGCUCCCCUGGCCUCCUCCUCUCCCCUCUGCCCUCACUGUCCCUUGGCUCCACUGCGGUCACUGCGUCUUCGGCCCAGCUCUCCUCCAGCCCUGUCGAAUCUGCCUCGCCCACUGGCUCCACCCUGCUGAGACCCUCCUCCAACCUCAGUGCCCUCCUGCCCAGCCCAGGCCAAGCUGCCCCUCCCCAGCCCCUUGGGCUAGAGCACCCCACCAGGAGGAAGCUGGAGUCCUCCUCCCACAGCCCCUUGGCUGCUCUGGGGCUGGCCUGUCUGCAGGACGGGGAGCACAAGCCUGCCUUCUCAGCAGCAGACCAGCAAGGCCUGGGUGUGGAUCCUAGCCCCCAUCCCCUCCUGGCCUUCCCCCUGCUCUCCUCAGCUCAAGUUCACUUCUAACCCGGCCCCCAGAGCCGGGCUGGCCCCCUGGGCUCAGGAAGCACCCUCAGCACCCAGGCAUCUCUUCCCUUGCCACUGGAGGCUCUCCUUCUUGGCUGACCAGCUGGCCCAGGAUUUCACUGGGGAAAGGAAGCCAUGACAGCAUGCCCACCCUCUGCCAGGCCCUGUCACUGCCACUGUCUUAUUUCACCCUCAGGGUCAUCCUGCAAAAUCCAGAUUAUCACUGCACUUUUUCAGAUAAGGAGACAGAGGCUCAGAGGAGCCAAGUGACUUGUCCAAGGUCACAUAGCCUUUCCUGGGACCUGAAACACCAGUAUCUGUUGUCCUUCUCCUGGUAGGAUCCUGGCCCAGGCACCCUAGGGGCUGAAGUCCUGGACACUGAGGUCUGGUGUGAGGAGGUUUAAGUGCUGGGAGCAGGGAGGGGCUCUCCCUUCUGAUUUGUGAUUCCCAGGGCCACAGAGCCCUGCUGAAACCUCACCCUGGCUGAAGCGGCUUAGGGAGUGGCCAAGCAGGAGCCCACUUCUUCCCCAGCAGUGUUUUCAGAGCCAAGGAACUGAAUCUGUGGGUUGAAGAUGGGAGAAGCCUGCGAUAGUCCCCCCUGGGAUUUCUACAGAACAGGGUACCCCAUAGCCAUAACAAGGCUUCAGAAACAUUCUGCAGGGUCAGCUCUCCGGGCUAUUCCCAAAUAGCUCCCUGCCUCCCUCCUCCCCGCAAGGCCAUGAGGGACUCCUGAGAGCCAUUCAUGUCAUGCACAAAAGGCCUGAGGAAAGAGCAAGGGGAGGGUCAGGUGCCAGGUUACAUUUAAGCAAGUGCUGGUGGCAGUGAGACCCAUGUCUUCUCUGGGACCACCUCCAUCCCUGGGCAGCCCCUGACCCCUAUUACCCUCGGCUUCUCUGAGCAGCGCCCCUCAUUGCUCUUCGGUUUGAUGGCAGCUGGAGGAUCAGGGGCCAGGACCAGGUGGAGCUCAGCUGCAGUGUCUACUCCAAGGGAGGUUUCUCAUUCAGACUCAGGAUAAACGCUGUAAGGGACCUGAGACCAGAAACUCCAGCUCUUCACGCAGAUUUUCACACACGUGUAAACAGACACUACACUAGUAUUUGACCCACUCCAGGAUGCUGAGCACAAGUCUUGGCAUGUAUGUUAUGGUAAAUAAAUUAAAGUGUU
Messenger RNA from Equus quagga, 2093 nucleotides. RefSeq names its product basic leucine zipper ATF-like transcription factor 2 (gene BATF2). Bases 111 to 929 code for a protein of 272 amino acids. Gene Ontology annotation, molecular function: DNA-binding transcription factor activity, RNA polymerase II-specific; RNA polymerase II cis-regulatory region sequence-specific DNA binding. Gene Ontology annotation, biological process: regulation of transcription by RNA polymerase II. Gene Ontology annotation, cellular component: nucleus. The record is from RefSeq and is a predicted model, not a curated record. NCBI's taxonomy places the organism in Eukaryota, Metazoa, Chordata, Mammalia, Perissodactyla, Equidae. The transcript is spliced from 3 exons.